UUAGGGUCUCUAGGAAAAGAGAGUACUAAUAAAGAUCUGAGGCUACACAAGAAACCAAAUAUGGGAACUUUCUCAGGGUCGAGGCAAUGGCCUCGACUCAUCUACUUAGUGGCAUUUUGCCUACUUGCAAUUAGUGUCAUUGCUAAGCCUGAUGAUGAAGAUCAUGAUAGGAAACCUUUCCCUCAUGAAAAACAUAAAAAAGAGCAUGAAGAACAUCCACACCAUCAUCAUCAUCAUAAACGACAUCCACAUGAACAUAAAUCUCCACCACCUCCACCUUAUGGUUACAAAUCACCGCCUCCACCAAUCUAUUCUCCACCACCUCCAUAUGUUUAUAAAUCUCCUCCUCCACCGGUUCAUUCUCCGCCUCCUCCAGUGCAUUCACCUCCACCACCAUAUAUCUACAAGUCUCCUCCACCAUCAAAUCACUCACCGCCUCCACCUUAUGUUUAUAAAUCACCUCCUCCUCUGAUUCACUCACCUCCUCCACCAGUUCACUCUCCGCCCCCACCAUAUGUUUAUAAAUCUCCACCUCCUCCAGUUCAUUUUCCGCCUCCAUCAGUUCACUCACCACCUCCACCGUAUGUUUACAAAUCACCUCCUCCUCCUGUUCACUCACCUCCUCCACCAGUCCACUCUCCGCCCCCACCAUACGUUUAUAAAUCUCCACCUCCUCCAGUUCACUCACCUCCUCCACCAUACAUUUAUAAAUCUCCACCUCCUCCAGUUCAUUCUCCGCCUCCACCAGUUCAUUCACCGCCUCCACCGUAUGUUUACAAAUCACCUCCUCCUCCUGUUCACUCACCUCCUCCACCAGUCCACUCUCCACCACCACCAUAUGUUUAUAAAUCUCCACCUCCUCCAGUUCACUCUCCGCCUCCACCAGUUCAUUCACCGCCUCCACCGUAUGUUUACAAAUCACCUCCUCCACCAGUCCACUCUCCGCCUCCACCGUACGUUUAUAAAUCCCCACCUCCUCCAGUUCACUCACCGCCUCCACCGUACGUUUACAAAUCACCUCCUCCUCCUGUUCACUCACCUCCUCCACCAUUCCACUCUCCGCCACCACCAUAUGUUUAUAAAUCUCCACCUCCUCCAGUUCACUCUCCGCCUCCGCCAGUUCACUCACCGCCCCCACCAUAUGUUUAUAAAUCUCCACCUCCUCCAGUUCACUCUCCGCCUCCACCAGCUCACUCACCGCCUCCACCGUAUGUUUACAAAUCACCUCCUCCACCAGUCCACUCUCCGCCCCCACCAUAUGUUUAUAAAUCUCCACCUCCUCCAGUUCACUCACCGCCUCCACCGUACGUUUACAAAUCACCUCCUCCUCCUGUUCACUCACCUCCUCCACCAGUCCACUCUCCGCCACCACCAUAUGUUUAUAAAUCUCCACCUCCUCCAGUUCACUCACCGCCUCCACCGUAUGUUUACAAAUCACCUCCUCCACCAGUCCACUCUCCGCCUCCACCAUAUGUUUACAAAUCACCUCCUCCUCCUGUUCACUCACCUCCUCCACCAGUCCACUCUCCACCCCCACCGUAUGCUUAUAAAUCUCCACCUCCUCCAGUUCACUCUCCGCCUCCACCAAUUCACUCACCACCUCCACCAUAUGUUUACAAAUCACCUCCUCCUCCUGUUCACUCACCUCCUCCACCAGUCCACUCUCCGCCCCCACCAUAUGUUUAUAAAUCUCCACCUCCACCAGUCCACUCUACGCCUCCACCGUACGUUUACAAAUCACCUCCUCCACAAGUCCACUCUCCACCCCCACCAUAUGUUUAUAAAUCUCCACCUCCUCCAGUUCACUCUCCGCCUCCACCAAUUCACUCACCGCCUCCACCGUAUGUUUACAAAUCACCUCCUCCACCAGUCCACUCUCCGCCCCCACCAUAUGUUUAUAAAUCUCCACCUCCUCCAGUUCACUAUCCGCCUCCACCGUACGUUUACAAAUCACCUCCUCCUCCGGUUCACUCACCCCCUCCACCAGUCCACUCCCCACCUCCACCGUACGUUUACAAAUCACCUCCUCCACCAGUCCAUUCACCUCCACCACCAUAUAUCUACAAGUCUCCUCCUUCACCAGUUCACUCUCCACCUCCUCCAAUACAUUCACCUCCACCACCAUAUAUCUACAAGUCUCCUCCACCGCCUCCACCGUACGUUUACAAAUCACCUCCUCCUUCAGUUUACUCACCCCCUCCACCAGUCCAUUCCCCUCCUCCACCGUACGUUUACAAAUCACCUCCUCCACCAAUUCACUCGCCUCCACCACCAUAUAUCUAUAAGUCUCCUCCUCCACCUGUUCACUCACCGCCUCCACCAUAUGUUUACAAAUCACCUCCUCCACCAAUCCACUCUCCACCCCCUCCAUAUGUCUAUAAAUCUCCUCCCCCACCAGUUCAUUCUCUGCCUCCUCCAGUGCAUUCACCUCCACCACCAUAUAUUUACAAGUCUCCUCCACCACCAAUUCACUCACCGCCUCCACCAUACGUUUACAAAUCACCUCCUCCACCAGUCCAUUCCCCACCCCCACCAUAUAUUUAUAAAUCUCCACCUCCUCUAGUUCACUCUCCGCCUCCACCGGUCCACUCACCACCUCCCCCAUAUGUUUACAAAUCACCUCCUCCACCAGUCCACUCUCCGCCUCCUCCAGUCCAUUCACCUCCACCACCAUAUGUUUACAAAUCACCUCCUCCACCAAUCCAUUCUCCUCCCCCACCAUAUGUCUAUAAAUCUCCUCCUCCACCAGUUCACUCUCCACCUCCUUCUCCAUCUGUCCACUCCCCGCCACCACCAUAUGCUUAUAAGUCUCCCCCUCCUCCUGUCCACUCACCACCUCCACCAGUCCAUUCACCCCCACCACCAUAUAUUUACAAGUCUCCUCCUCCAUCAGUUCACUCACCGCCUCCACCGUAUGUUUACAAAUCACCCCCUCCUCCAUAUCACACACCGUCACCACUAAUUCACUCACCACCACCUCCAUAUAUCUAUAAGUCUCCACCACCUCCAGUGCACUCACCACCUCCACCAUAUAUCUAUAAAUCCCCACCUCCUCUAGCCCACUCACCUCCACCACCCCACGUAUAUGUAUAUCCGCUGCAGUCACCUCCACCUCCUCAUGUUCCCAAUCAUCCACCAUACCUCUAUAACUCACCCCCACCUCCUCCAAAAGGCUAUUAACCUUGCUUUUAAUUAUAAGCUAUCUUAAAUUGCUUCAGUAUUAUUAUGGCAUGCAUGUGUUGCGGUUAGGAACUAUAACUUCAUUAAUAACAGGGGUUAUACGAUCUACACUAAAGGAAAUUGUCUUUAAAUGUAACCUUCUUAUGUAUACGUUUUAUUCAGAAGUUUGUUCUGCUCUAACAAUGUUCAACCAUUGUCAUUCGCUUAUGUUAAGUAUCCAUUUACUUAUUUGCAUGAUAUUCUUAUGUAACUUGUGAGGUGCUACUUCGAAAUAAAUACUUUAUUUGACAUUA
Messenger RNA from Arachis stenosperma, 3473 nucleotides. Its product is annotated as extensin-2-like. Gene Ontology annotation, biological process: plant-type cell wall organization. The transcript has a single exon. NCBI's taxonomy places the organism in Eukaryota, Viridiplantae, Streptophyta, Magnoliopsida, Fabales, Fabaceae. The record is from RefSeq and is a predicted model, not a curated record. Gene Ontology annotation, molecular function: structural constituent of cell wall. Bases 61 to 3180 code for a protein of 1039 amino acids.